Molecule: messenger RNA, 1552 nt
Organism: Clunio marinus
Lineage: Eukaryota; Metazoa; Arthropoda; Insecta; Diptera; Chironomidae
Source: the annotation of a GenBank genome assembly
UUAAAUUUAGAUCCUCGAAGUACUAAAGCACGACCAGUCUUGAGUUUCAUUUGAACAUUCUUAAAAUUCGCAGUUCAAAAAAUAUCUAAUUAAAAAUCAGUUUUUUCGUGUUUAACUUAAAAGUUCAAAAGGGGAAAAAUGGCAAAUUUGAGGCAAUUCGUUUAUGACACUGUUGACAAAGUCGAGCGUACAUUCAAACCAGGACCUUCAGAUAAUAUUGAGGAAAUUAACAAAAGAAAAACUGUUAUUUAUGGAAUCGUUGGAUUUAUUGCUUUGUACCUUGCUUUUGGAUAUGCCGCUGAAAUUCUCUGCAAUGUUAUUGGAGUCGCUUAUCCAGCUUACAUUUCAAUGAAAGCUGUAGAGACACAAGACAAAACUGAUGACACUAAAUGGUUGACUUAUUGGGUCAUUUUCGCUGUUUUCUCAGUCAUUGAAUUCUUCUCGCUGUACAUUACGAAAUUUAUUCCAUUCUACUGGUUAUUGAAAUGUGUCUUCUUCAUCUGGUGCAUGGCCCCAAUUGAAAACAACGGAAGCGUCUUCAUGUACAUGAAAGUCAUCCGUCCAUACUUCUUGAAACAUGAGUCAACUGUAGAUAAUCUUCUUAGCAAUGCUUCAGACAAGCUGAAGAAAGGAGCUGCAGACAUUUUAAAGAAGGGAAACUAAAAAAUUCAACAUAAACAAAAAUCAAAAAAAGUUAAAAUUUUCACGUUUUGUCGUGCAUUUUUGUUUCUUUUGUCCUUCUGCCUUUUCACCAUCCAUUAAGACAAGCUAAUUAUACUUGCACAAAAUUAAUGUCGUCAAUGUUGCAUGUUAACAAUCAUCACUAAAUUUUUUUAAAUCCAUUUUCAUUUUGAAAAGUGCUUUUGUAUGUUCGCGAAGGAUCUGCUUGACUCCAAGACAUUUUUUUUUUCAUCUUGUUCGAAUAAAUUGAAUUCAAUUUGAAUUAUAUUUGACAUUUUUUUAUUGCUAAGUAUAGUAAAAACUAAAUGACAUUGUCAAUUUUAUUGAGUUUCAGAGACUGAUACAGCCUCUUCCUUCUUUUCAGCUUCUGCCUUCUUUUCAGCUUCUUCUUUUGCUUUAUGAUAUCUUCUUUUCGACCAAGCAUCUUUAUAAGUUUUAGGAUAAAUAGGAAGAAGUCCUGAUAGUCCUAAAAGCUCAGCAACGCCUCUUGUCACAUGUGCACCAGAUCCAAGCCAAUAUCUAAUUCGUUCGUAGUUCAAUGAAACCAUUCUUUGGUUGAAUUGGUUUGGCAAGGGAUCAUAAGUUCCAACCUGUUCAAUAACCGGCUCCUGCACAUGUUUGCGACGCUAAAACAAUACAAUUUGAUAGAAAGGCCGAUUUGUGCAACCUUUUUUACAGAAUCUGAUAGAUUUUACUGAAUGUCUCCAGUAGCGACCUGUUCCUGACGCUGGCCAAAGUUUGUUAAUAUGUAAUCGCGACAAUGCAUCCAAACCGGUCUUAACAGACAUUAUUAUUUAUUAUGUUUUAAUAAUUAUCUUUAAAACUGCUACAAAUAUUUAUUUUUAUUAUUUGUAGGUGUACAAAAAUGUUU